Penicillium brevicompactum is the source of this 2277-nucleotide messenger RNA. Its product is annotated as CCAAT displacement transcription factor COY1. The coding region runs from base 1 to 2277 and encodes 758 amino acids. Gene Ontology annotation, biological process: intra-Golgi vesicle-mediated transport. Gene Ontology annotation, cellular component: Golgi membrane. The record is from RefSeq and is a predicted model, not a curated record. NCBI's taxonomy places the organism in Eukaryota, Fungi, Ascomycota, Eurotiomycetes, Eurotiales, Aspergillaceae. The transcript is spliced from 2 exons.
AUGGAUUCAUUCGCCAUUACAGAGGGCUUGGUCUCUCAGGAGCCACAGGAUGAUCAAACACAAUCCCCCGUGUCGACCAAAUUAACGGAAGAGACCAACAAGUUCCAACGUGCCAUUGCGGCAUGGAGAGGAAUCGACCUAACCAGUACUAUCGCGAAACUCGACACCACUGCGACCGACAUUGUCGAACAGCAGCGCGAUGCACUCGUCCAACGAAAAGACCUCGCGCAAAAGACCAAAGAUUACAAGAAGCUGGAUGAUGAAUCUAAGCUGGUGGAGUAUAAGGCGCUACUCAAGGCAUACCAGUCAUUCAUUGAUCUCUUGACCAAUCAGGGGAAAACAUCUUCCUCGUCGUUCUUGCAGCUAUACUCCUCAUUAUCGGAGGCGCCGGACCCAUAUCCACUCCUUGAAGCUUCUGUGGACUCCCUUGUCUUGUCGGAAGACACUGUCCCAAAGCUUACUUCGGAGCGGGACCAAUUGCAGAAAUCCGUGAAUCGCCUUACCAAACAACAAGAGGAAACCGAGAAACGUCUGGAUGAGGAGCGUGCUGCGCGCAAGAAAUUGGAACAGAACCAGGAAACCAGAGCCAAAGAAAUCGAAGCAUCAUGGGAGGCAGUCUUGGCGGAGAAGACAAACAACUGGACAGCGAAGGAGAAGAGCUUAGAGGAGAAGGUGGAGAAUCAGGACCGCCUGAUCAAGGAGCUCAAGGCAAGCUACGAGGUCUCCCAGCGACUGGGCGAGGGCGAGGGCGAGAACGACGAUGGCGAAGGUGCGCGUAGCGGUGCUACUGCAGCCGAGCUUGAGCUCGUCUCUGCCGACUUGGAGAAGACCAGUCUGAGGCUGGCAGACAUGGAAGCGCGGAAUGAACAGAUGCGACUGGAGCUGGCUCAAGCCGCCUCACACUCGUCAGGGCCGAUUUCCGUUGAAGAUGACCCCGAUUAUCUUCGCCUUCAGUCUGAGAACUCAUCUUUGCUGCGGAAACUUGAUGCUGCUCGGUUCGACAAGGAUUCAGAAAGACAUACCUGGGAGGCUAAGAUUCUCCAAUCAGAGAGAGCGGCAACCAAAGCGACUUCGGAGAGAGAAGAGCUGCGCGUGCGGCUAGCAAAGGUGGCUGACUAUGAUGAGAUUCGCCGAGAACUCGAGAUGAUCAGAUCUAUUGAGUUCGCAGGCGACGACGAUGAGGCUGCCGAUGAUGCUGCCGAAAAGGUCGCUGUUGAGACCAAUGGCGAUACGUCCAAAACUAAGGACAAGAACUCUCUCGAGCAACUCCUCAUGGCACGAAACAAGAAGUUAACGGAGGACCUAACACUUCUACGGGUGUCGAGCCGUGACAUCCAAGGCCAGCUUGAAACAUUGCGCAGUGAACUUUCCACGUCAAAUGCUGAGCUGGAAAAGUCUCGGACUCUGUCUACUACUCUUGAAAAUGAUCUUCUGCGUGUACAAGAAGAGGCCUCCAAUGCAUUCCCAUCAUCGGCAAUGUCCGUCGCAGGAACUUACUCCUCGAGAUACCCACACUCCGCCCGACGAGGCGCCUCGUCGCCAACAUCAUCCAUCAUCUCCGGCUUUGACCAGAGUGCCGUGUCUGCGAACACCAUGGAGUCGAUUCGAGCUGGAGAGGCAGUGGGUGGUGGCUCUGGUCUGUUGCCCAUGAUUCAGGCCCAGCGUGAUCGUUUCAAGAAGAAGAAUGCAGAACUUGAAACAGAGUUAUCAAAGCUAUAUGCAACUGUCAAGUCGCUGCGACAGGAGGUAGCAUCUCUUCAAAAGGACAACCUAAGCCUCUAUGAGAAGACUCGCUACGUCUCAACUUACAACCGCGGCCAAGGUGCCUCUACAUCUGCAUCGUCAUAUGCAAACACUCCUGCCUCUACUUCAAUCUACACCUCCGCGGACACGCCAUCUGGUCUAUCCCUCGACCGAUAUCAAUCCGCCUACGAGGCUCAAAUCUCACCGUUUGCCGCUUUCCGAGGCCGGGAAUCCACACGGGCGUAUAAACGCAUGAGUCUUCCCGAGCGGAUCGUCUUCUCCCUCACUCGUGUGAUUCUUGCAAACCGGACGAGUCGCAACCUCUUCGCUACGUACUGUUUCGCACUCCACAUCCUGUUGUUCGUCGUGCUAUACAUGAUGAGCAGUACCCAGAUCGAACAGCAUACUGUCAUGAGCGGCAUGGGUGGCGCCGCCGCUGCAGCAUAUGGCAACUCCAAAAGCGGGGCUGGGAGUGGAAGUGGCACGGGCAGCGGUCAGCUGAAGGACAGUGACUGGCAGCAGGAAGGUUUUUAG